AUGAAUAUACCUGCGCCUGCCAAGGCCGUGGCACGUUGCCUCUCCAGCGCCAUCUUGCGCUUCGCCAACCGUCGAUUCUUCUUCACCUUCACAGCCUUGGCCGUGUGGAGUGCCAAGAUCAUUCACAUCCAUGACCAUCACACAGCCGUUCAUCCUAUCCUCCUGAGAGAAUGGGGUUAUUCCUUCGUCGCCCAGGACAUCGCCGUCCUCACCUUUAUCCGACUUCUUCUUGACCACUGGGUCACCGGCCUACCGUUCCUACUGCGCGUCCUCAUAACCCUCUGCAAUGGCCUAUUCAUGUUCUACAAUGCUGCCUUCAGCAUCAUCUUCGUCUCGUUCUACCUCGCCGCCGGCUCCGAAAUCCAUCUCCGAAACGUUUCCCUACCUACCGAUCCCUCGUCACGAGCCCUAAUACUCUCGGGAAGUCUGUCGUUUGUUAUGGUCCUUUGCGCGACCUUUGUCUCGGCAUGGCUGUUCCAGAAUAUCUGCUACACUCUGUAUGGCUACUUCGCAGACGUCGUCAAUUGGCCCUUUGCUACAACAUGGCAUCUGUUCCGCCGACACGUCUUGCGCAAGAGCAAUUACUCCCAGGUUCCGCAGCUGGACAUCGAGGAACAAGUCAAACGUACCAGCGAUGAGUACGACGAUAUCGUCGAGUGGGAUGCCGAAAUACGACGGUCGGUGCCGCGUUUUGCCUGCAAGGUGGUCACCAACAUGAUCGUCUACACAGCAAUUGCCUGCAUUGUCCUAAUGCUCAUUUAUGCAUCAUACGAACGACCGAUCGACCGAUCCCUAAUAUUCCUUUCGUGGACGCCCGCAUUGAUGCCUUUCGUCGACCUUUCCGCCUCGUCGCCUGUCCUACAAAACCUGCCUCAGAUUCUCGACGUUGGUAUCCACCGGUCAUGGGACAAAAAGUCAGCUCUCAGCAUGCCACCAAACAUGGAAUGGCUGCCUGAGGACACAAAGUUGUCCGGCUUUGAGGACUGGUAUGAUGGCAAAGACCAUUACAAUGCAGACGCCGAUCCCCUUAGAAUCUCGAACCUCGACAAAGAUGUCAUUUCCGAACUACGAAACAAGCUACAAGAUGUCCCCGUCCGGCACGUUCUCCUAUUCUUCCUCGAAAGCACCCGCAACGAUGUCUUCCCUCUCAAGAAGGACACUGUAGUGUGGGAUAAAUUGGUCGAAAGCUAUGGCGAAGACGGCCUUCCACCGGAUGCCAUGCGCCGACUCGCGACUUUGACCCCGACUGCGAACUUCAUCACCGGCGACUACGAUGAUGGCUUCAACCACUUGAAGUCGGACCAAGUGAAGCGAGGCGGCGUUCGCUUCACCAACGCCCACACGACAGCGACAUAUACACUCAAGAGCUUGGAAGGCACGCUUUGUGGCAUUUCACCUCUACUGGCAGACUUCAACCUUGAUUACAAACACCACCUAUACCAACCCUGUCUGCCACAAAUCUUCAAUGCCAUGAACCAGGUGAGCGCUUCCGCAGGUGACGAAUCACAUGCCUACAAUGGGUCACAUUGGCAAUCCUACUUCUACCAGGCCUCUACCAUGGCGUACGACAAGCAGUACGAAAUGAUAGCUGGCAUCGGAUUCCCUGAUGAACACAUCAUCAAUCGAGAGUACCUGCAAUCGGACAAUGCGACUCACGGCCGCGUCACACUGCCCAACAUUAAUGCCUUCGCUUUCGAGGAGGAUCCCCUCGAAGAUUAUAUUCGCGAUGCCUUUGUCUCGGCAAAGGAAAAGAACGAGCGUGUUUUCCUCUCGCACAUUACCAGCACAAGCCAUCACGCCUUCAAGUUGCCCGAGAAGGAAAAGUACGUCCCAGUUGCGAACGGUCUCGACAUGCUAUCGCAUUACAUCAACACCGAAAAUUACGACGACAGAUGGCUGCGCAAGGUUCUGAAUCUGCUGGAUGAGCAAGGUGUUGCCAACGAGACUUUGAUGGUGUUUGUCGGCGACCACGGUCUUUCGAUGCCUGAAAAUGGCAUUGUUUCGCCGUAUUACAAUCCGAACAUCGGCGUCGAUCACGUUCCUUUGGUGCUUUCGCAUCCAUUGCUGCCGGCUUUCGACGUCCACGAUGCAGUACACUCGUCGCAGAUUUUACCCACGAUCCUUGACCUCCUUGUCGAGACAGGCUCUUUAAACAAUGGUAGCCAACAGGUUGCCUCUGAUCUGAUGCGCAACUACGAGGGACAGUCCCUCAUUCGCCCGCAGAUAAACCAGAACGAAACCACCGGUCAGGGAAAUUGGCAGUUCACAGUCGUCAACCCUGGCCGUGCCAUGGUAACCGGUCGCGACGCCCGCUACCCCGAACGUCACCUCGUUGUACCUCUCAUCGACAACAUUGAAUGGCGCUUCACCAACCUCACCAACGAUCCACGUGAAGAGUACUCUAUCCAAGGCUUCGAGUUUGGAUCCUUCAUUGAUAGUAUCAGACAUGAGCUUCAUAGACAACAUGUCUUGUCACCUGAGGAGAUUCACGCAGUAGAAAACUGGGUACAAGAAGGGGCUUCUAUAGCUCGCUGGUGGGUGGAGGAGAACAGUAAGCGAUGGCGAUUUGGGCCAUACGCGGAAUUCAAGCUCAAGGAAAAGAUGCCCUUGACACCUCCUUAA
Molecule: messenger RNA, 2622 nt
Organism: Fusarium venenatum
Lineage: Eukaryota; Fungi; Ascomycota; Sordariomycetes; Hypocreales; Nectriaceae
Product: alkaline-phosphatase-like protein
Source: RefSeq, a predicted model, not a curated record